AUCAUCCGUGACGCAGCCAACACUGACUUGUUGAUCUGGUCCCGUUUUUAUAUCUUCAUUGCCCGCCAUAUUUAGCCCUCCGACGUUCAGGAAACGGAGACAGAUCCAAGUUCAGACGCGAGAAUCCGCAAAUCUGUGAACUCCACGGAAAGGAUCAACAGCGAGCAUCUAGCAGCUGGGAAAUCCUGCCCUGCGUUGCCAAAGCUUGAUUUCCUGAGACGGGGGCCACGGCCGGCGGCAAGAUGCACGUCGUGAUGCUGCCAUGGCUGGCCUUCGGCCACGUGCUCCCGUUCACGGAGUUCGCCAAGCGCGUGGCCCGGCAGGGUCACCGGGUCACCUUCCUCUCUACGCCGAGGAACACCCGCCGGCUCAUCGACAUCCCGCCGGGCCUCGCCGACCUCAUCCGCGUCGUGGACGUCCAGCUGCCGCGGGUCGAGCACCUGCCGGAGCACGCCGAGGCGACCAUCGACCUCCCCUCCGACGACCUCCGCCCGUACAUGCGCCGCGCCUACGACGCCGCCUUCGAGCGCGUGCUCUCGCGGCUGCUCCAGGCGGAGGAGAAGGCGGGAUCGAGACCGGACUGGGUCCUCGUCGACUACGCGUCGUACUGGGCGCCGGCGGCCGCGGCGAGGCAUGGCGUGCCGUGCGCGUUCCUCAGCCUGUUCGGCGCCGCGGCGCUCAGCUUCUUCGGGAGCCCUGAGACGCUCCUCGGCCUCGGGAGGCACGCCAAGACGGAGCCGGCGCACUUGACGGCCGUCCCCGAGUACGUCCCGUUCCCGACCACCGUCGCCUACCGCAGCUACGAGGCGCGCGAGCUGUUCGAACCGGGCAUGGUCCCGGACGACUCCGGCGUGUCGGAGGGCUACCGGUUCGCCAAGACCAUCCAAGGGUGCCGGCUCGUGGGCAUCAGGAGCAGCACGGAGUUUGAGCCUGAGUGGCUGCAGCUGCUCGGCGAGCUCUACGAGAAGCCGGUGAUCCCGGUCGGCCUGUUCCCUCCGGCGCCGCAGCAAGACGUGGCCGGCCACGAGGCGACGGUGCGCUGGCUGGAUGGACAGGCGCCAAACUCCGUCGUGUACGCGGCCUUCGGCAGCGAGGUGAAGCUGACGUGCACGCAACUGCAACGCGUCGCUCUCGGCCUGGAGGCGUCCGGGCUGCCGUUCAUCUGGGCGUUCCGCGCGCCGACCGAUUCCACCUCCGGCAGCCUGCCCGAGGGCUUCGAGGAGCGAGUGGCCGGUCGGGGAGUCGUGUGCCGAGGCUGGGUGCCGCAGGUGAGGUUCCUGGCCCAUGCAUCAGUCGGGCGGUUCCUGACGCACGCCGGCUGGAACUCGAUCGCCGAGGGCCUGGCGCAGGGCGUGAGGCUGGUGCUGCUGCCGCUGGUGUUCGAGCAGGGCCUCAACGCCAGGAACCUGGUGGACAAGAAGAUCGGCGUGGAGGUGGCGCGGGACGAGCAUGACGGGUCGUUCGCGGCCGACGACAUCGCGGCGGCUCUGAGGAUGGUCAUGGUGGAAGACGAAGGCGAGGGGUUCCGGGCCAAGGUGGAGGAGGUGGCCAAAGUGUUUGGGGACGACGAGGUGAAUGAUCAGUGUGUGAGAGAGUUUCUCUUGCACCUGUCGGAGCACAGCAAAAAGAACCAAGGAUAGGACUGAAACUUUCCGAUAUCAUCAACUAUCUUUCAGUGAGGAAAUUUCAACAAGGGGGUGUGUAGUGUGUACAACCAAGAGGUCAAAAUUAGCGGCACAUAACCGGUCCCUUCCAGCCAAAAUUGUCUCUCACACUGCACCAAAGUCCACCAGAUCAUCGCCACUCGCCGUCACCGGUGGCUGAGUUCACCAAAUAUGUUGAAAACAUCGUAAGGGCGAGGAUAAAAUUUACCUUUCACCAUGGAAGCCCCAGCAGAGUCCUUGUUCUGUGCACGAACAAGUCCCGGGAUAUCCACAUCGCAGGAAGGUGCCCUAGAACCGUCGCGAAGGAUAAUUGUGCCACGGCAUCCUUCUUCCCAAGUGACAAUCGGCAUUGUUGUCGAAUGUUUAUAUUUCAAUAGCUUGCUGUCUUUAGCCCCGUGCAUGAGAGCAUGUCCAACAGACGCGCGGUAGCGCGGCACCUAAAAAAGUUUUGCAACGAUGAAAUAGUGUUUUUGUACGCGGGGGGUUUAUCAGACGCAUAA
Messenger RNA from Triticum aestivum (bread wheat), 2164 nucleotides. Its product is annotated as putative UDP-rhamnose:rhamnosyltransferase 1. Bases 243 to 1640 code for a protein of 465 amino acids. Lineage: Eukaryota; Viridiplantae; Streptophyta; Magnoliopsida; Poales; Poaceae. The transcript has 2 exons. Gene Ontology annotation, molecular function: UDP-glucosyltransferase activity. The record is from RefSeq and is a predicted model, not a curated record.